Messenger RNA from Salvia hispanica, 1379 nucleotides. RefSeq names its product phytosulfokine receptor 2-like. Gene Ontology annotation, molecular function: protein kinase activity; ATP binding. The record is from RefSeq and is a predicted model, not a curated record. Gene Ontology annotation, biological process: protein phosphorylation. Lineage: Eukaryota; Viridiplantae; Streptophyta; Magnoliopsida; Lamiales; Lamiaceae.
CCCACCUUAGUCUACACUGCAGGCAAGUCUUCUCUUUGAACACCUCUCUCUCUCUUUCUCUCUCCUCACCGUUAAUGGCGGCUCCCCCUUCCCCUCUCCCCAGUCAAAACAUCCAUCUCCUGGAGCUCCAAUCCCCCUCUAAAACCACCCACGCGCCUCAAUUUCACCUCAAUUAACCAAUCCCCAAAAUGGAUCAAACUCACCAAGCAAUCCUCGCCGCCAUCGCCAGCUUCUUCGUCGUAACCCUAGUCCUCGGCAUCAUCAUCAUCCUCUGCAACACCGAGUCCAAGCACCACCGCCGCCGCCGCCGCUCUCACCCGAGCCCCUCCGUCUUCGACAGCUUCGACCCGAGCCUCCCCCACGUCUCGAUGCAGGAGCUCGUCGCCGCCACACAGAACUUCUCCAAAGACCUCAUCAUCGGCGACGGCAGCUUCGGCCUCGUCUACAAGGCUCACCUCCGCCGCUCCGACACCGUCGUCGCCGUGAAGAAGCUCUCCCCCGACGCCUUCCAAGGCCUCCGCGAAUUCCAAGCCGAGAUCGAAACCCUAGCCAAGAUCCGCCACCCGAAUAUCGUCCGGAUCCUCGGGUACUGCGCCACGGGUCAGGAUCGGGUCCUGAUUUACGAGUUUAUCGAGAAAGGCAGCCUCGACCAAUGGCUGUACGACACGUCGGAUGGUGAUGGUGGUGAUGACGUGGAAAAAUUCGCGCCGCUGACGUGGCACUCGCGGAUGGGAUUGGUGAGGGGGGUAGCGGAGGGGCUGGCGUACAUGCACCACGAGCUGGCGAUCCCGAUCAUCCACAGGGACAUCAAGGCGAGCAACGUGCUGCUGGACACGGGGUUCGGGGCCCACAUCGCGGACUUCGGGCUGGCGAGGAGGGUGGAGGGGCCCCACUCGCACGUGUCGACGCAGGUGGCGGGGACGAUGGGGUACAUGCCGCCCGAGUACGUGGAGGGGUUUGCGGCGGCGACGAUGGCGGGGGACGUGUACAGCUUCGGGGUGCUGGUGGUGGAGGUGGUGACGGGGAGGAGGCCGAGCCUCCCGUUCCCCGGGGAGGACGGGAGGGAGGUGAGGCUGAUGGAGUGGGCGAAGGCGAUGGCGGGGGCCGGGAGGUAUGUGGAGAUGGUGGAUGGGUGCAUUGCGAGGGAGGAUUUGGAGAAGGGCGUGGUCGAGGAGGUUGUCAAGAUCGGGCUCGAGUGUGCGCAUCAUCAUACCAAGAAUAGGCCUACUAUGAAUCAAGUGGUGGAGCAGUUGAAUCACAUUUUGGGUGUUGUUGGAUCGUCUAAAUUCUUGUGACUUGUAACUAAUUCUUUGCCACUCACUAUGUCUUUGCAUUCAAACAUUUAAUAUUUUCCAAUAUGGAUAUGGAUGGAUCUAGCA